CAGAUUUAUUUUCCAGCUUCCUUCUUAGUUUGGUCACAGCUUAUGAUGAUGGUCAAAUAUCUGUCAUGUGUCUGAGGAGAGGAGUCAUUAAAAACAUGAAGCAGGACGACAACACAACUGACCACCAUAGGAGGUGGAGGGGAGAGACGCCUGGAGAGACGCCUGGAGAGACACCUGGAGAGACACCUGGUGUGACGCCUGGAGAGACACCUGGAGAGACACCUGGUGUGAUACCUGGAGAGACACCUGGAGAGACACCUGGAGAGACACCUGGUGUGACACCUGGUGUGACACCUGGAGAGACACCUGGAGAGACACCUGGAGAGACACCUGGUGUGAUACCUGGUGUGACGCCUGGUGUGACGCCUGGAGAGACGCCUGGAGAGAGACCUGGAGAGACACCUGGAGAGACACGUGGUGUGAUCCGAUCAACCCCCCCAGGCUCCAGUCCCUUACAUGAAGCUGGUUCUCCGUUCUUGAAUUGGACGUCUCUUUGACUGGAUGGUGGAAACAUUCAAUCACUGCCAGGUUAGGAAACAUGUUAGCAUGCUCCUUCCACCACCAUCAAACCUCCAAAGGAUCUGAACUCCAUGUAGGCUGCCACCUCAUCCUCGGGCUGCAAAGUGUCAUGGCUGGAGUCCUCCACGUCUGUGACCAGUGUGACCACGAGGUCAAAGG
Epinephelus moara (kelp grouper) is the source of this 678-nucleotide messenger RNA. RefSeq names its product opioid growth factor receptor-like. The transcript is spliced from 2 exons. The coding region runs from base 66 to 497 and encodes 143 amino acids. The record is from RefSeq and is a predicted model, not a curated record. Lineage: Eukaryota; Metazoa; Chordata; Actinopteri; Perciformes; Serranidae.